Messenger RNA from Durio zibethinus, 2352 nucleotides. Its product is annotated as squamosa promoter-binding-like protein 6. Lineage: Eukaryota; Viridiplantae; Streptophyta; Magnoliopsida; Malvales; Malvaceae. Gene Ontology annotation, cellular component: nucleus. Gene Ontology annotation, molecular function: DNA binding. The record is from RefSeq and is a predicted model, not a curated record.
GCAACAAAAGACCUGGACAUGCUUUUGAGACAGAAUACUAUGCGUAAUAGUAAUAGUGAAAAUCAUGUUGACUCAACACAGUCAAUCUGCUUCGACCUCACCACAUACCUGAAAAACCAAAAGAAAAAAAGGAUUAUUAAUAAACUUUUCUCUUUCUUGCUGUCUAAUUUUCUGUUUUCUCUCUUUCUCUGGUUUAACAUUUACUUUCUUCGUUUCUCUGUGGUAAGCCAAAGAAAUUCACGAUAACCCAUUUCUUUAUUUUGUUUUUUGAGGGUCUUUAUUUCGUUGUUUUUUUUUUUGUUUGGUUUCCGAGAAAACUGUAGGAAAAGGCAUUUACUUUAUUCAUACUGAUGGAGUCUUGGAGCUAUGGUUCUGAAGGGAAAGGCCUUUUUUUUACUGAUGAAAUGGAUUUGCCAGUUGAUGCUUUUGCUAGAAGUAGAAAAGCACUGGUUGGUUGGGACCUCAAGCCUGCUACUGAUUUUGAAGCUAUUGAGAGUAUGGAAUUCAUGGAUUUUGGUUUUGCUGAUAUGAACAAAAAACCCUUCUAUGGUAACACCAGUAUGGGAAUUUUUGGUGCUGAGUUUGGUAAUGAUUCUUCUAAAAGGGUAGUUUCUCCUGUUUGUAUGAUUAACUCUAGUUCAUAUUAUGGUGAAGAGGAAUCUGGUUCCAAGCAUUCUAGUUCUUUGAUAGAGUCUAACAGUCAAGAAUCUUCGCUCAUUGACUUGAAGCUAGGCAGAUUGACUGAAUAUAGAGAUGGGCAGGAUGGCAAAUUUUUUAAGGAAACUUCUGUUGUUUCUUCAGUUAGUCCGGCCUUGAUGGCUAAGAAAGCUCGAACCACAAGCUCAUUCUUUCAUGCUCCUUGCUGUCAAGUUUAUGGUUGUAACAGGGAUCUUAGCUCCUCAAAAGAUUACCACAAGAGGCAUAAAGUUUGCGAAGCUCACUCUAAGACUGCUAAAGUUAUUGUUAAUGGAAUUGAACAGAGAUUCUGUCAGCAGUGUAGCAGGUUUCAUUUACUGGCUGAAUUUGAUGAUGGUAAGCGCAGCUGUCGUAAACGCCUAGCAGGGCAUAAUGAGCGUAGAAGGAAGCUUCAUUUCAAUUCCCUUUCUGGAAAACCACACAAGUUGCUGCAGUCAUAUCAUGGUACCAAAUAUCUGGGGAGCCCCAUGCCAAAAAGAAUGCCUUCUGCUAUUCCAAACAUAUUUCAGGGUGACUUUAUUUGUCCGGGAAGAUAUGAACACGCUAAUCAGUGUCAGCGGGUUAAAUAUGAAGAGAAACCAAUUUAUAGUCCUCAGUCAGCAAUACCGAUCACAAAUGGCGAGUUGCUACCAAAAUCUUUCUUUCAUGUGCACGGCAGUGGAAAACAAUAUGUUCCUGGAACAUUUUCAUCAGCAACUGAAGCCUUUAAUGCUCCUAAUGCAGCAUCUAUAGUUAAAGAGUUAUCUGGGGUUUCGCGCUUAGAUUGUGCUCUCUCUCUUCUGUCAGCUCAAUCACAGGACUCAUUAAGCCAUGCGACAGGAAUUCAAAUGACUAGACCCUUAAUCAAUCAAGCUAACCUUGCCUAUCAUAGCUCUGAGAAAUCUGCAGCAGUGACUUCUAUGGAAAAAGUCAACGACUUGUAUUCAUGUGGAAUGAACCCUGUGGGAGUUGGCCAAGCGGGGUCUGUUCUGCUCUCUGAUAGUGGUCAUACUGUUAGUUUUGAAGUGCAAGCAGAUGGAUAUUUUCAAGACUCGGGUCUCUUGAGUGCAAGGCAUUGUCUUUCUCCUGAAAAUGGAACCACUGUUGAUUUGCUUCAACUUUCAACACAUCUCCAAAGAGUGGAGCGACAAAGGAAUCCCAUGCAAGUAAAGCAGGAAAAUGAGGGCCUGUGUUAUUUCCUUACCACUUAAUCAGUAUGAGAGGGACAAGGUUUGCAGGAAGAGUUGCAAAGGUGCUGCAUCAAAAGUUUUACCUAAUUGAUGCGCUUCACCAUAGGUCAUUAGAUGUUCAGAUACCAUUGUUAGUAAACCCCGUUUCUGAUAGGUAUAUAAUGGAGUGAAUUCUGGAGCUUGUAGCUGUAAAUUGACGCAAGUUCAGUAGUAUUUGUUCUUUGGAGAACUCUUGUCCUCCACUGCUCUUUAUGUAGUUAGCUGGUUUAAUGAUUCUGUUAUUAUAUGAUACUAUUUGAGACAUUGUGGAAGGACUUUUAGCUGGUUAGUGAUCCCCAUCACUUUGGCUGCACUGAAGGGGCAAGUUCAAAGGGACCAACUCAGAGUCAAUUUGGAAUAAGGCCCCUUUUAAAAAUUUUAGAUUAAUGGAAUCAUGUAGCAUUAACUGCUUUUAUUUAUCAACCUUUUAUACUGUAAAAAACUUUUA